Messenger RNA from Pichia membranifaciens NRRL Y-2026, 2103 nucleotides. RefSeq lists its product as hypothetical. The coding region runs from base 1 to 2103 and encodes 700 amino acids. Lineage: Eukaryota; Fungi; Ascomycota; Pichiomycetes; Pichiales; Pichiaceae. The record is from RefSeq and is a predicted model, not a curated record. The transcript has a single exon.
AUGACAGCAGCGAGGCUCAAACGCGGCAUCUCACACGUGAACGCGGAGGAGGACUCCCUGACAAAACGAAAGCGACUCACGAGGUCGACCUUCGGCUCUACACACGACAUACCGAUAGUGCUAGACUCCUCCUCGUCCGACUCGGAGUCGAGUUUGGACGAGCUGGAAAAGCUGGAACAGGUGCUGGCGCAAGGUAGAGUCGUAGCAGCAGCCGCCGCCGCAAAGAAGAAAGGUAUCCGCGGGUCCGCCAAAACAGAGCCUGCGGCAGAGCGAAAUGGAGCACAAGCAGACAGGAGCGACGAGGUAAAAAGCAUCAGACAGCGAAAACACGAGAAACUGGCGCACGCAGCGCACACAGCGCACACAGCGCACACAAAAGAUGCACCAGCAGCGCUACCGAAAAACGAAAUCACAGCGAAAAAAACAACGGUCGACGCAGAUGACAGGGAAAAAGGCAAAGAGAAGCAAGAUCUACACGAUGCGAAGACAGAGGGCGUAGUAGAAACGCUCGCCGCAUCGACUCCUCCCUCAUCGUCUUCACAUACAUCUACGCGUGCUUCCCAAUCUCCGUCCUCAUCCUCGACUGAUCCCGCCUUGAAUUUGGAUUUAAGGCCGCGACUGAAACCUGCCCUGAAAUCUGCGCUAAAAUCACCAUCUAAGCAUGGUUCUCCUCAAAAGCCAGCCAAAAGAGUAACAAUAGACACGACAUCGACCAGAAUUUCCUCCUCCAUUUCAACCCCGAUUAGGAGACUGAAAAUCUCAUUGCCCAAUAGUUCCGGUAAUAGUUCCGACAAUGCUCUUGUCGCGAACACCCAGCUAAAAAACGCUAAAAAUCAAGCCUCAGACAAUGGCUCCACAGCCACCGCUGUCGUAGCCAAACUCGAUCCGAAAAAUCAAAAGCCUUACAGGGAUACCUACUCAAUAUGCUGUAUCUCAUGUUCGAAAAAAAACAGAAGUGAGUAUUGCAAUAAGCAAAAGCCUUGUGACAUAUGUACGGGAAAAAAGCUGAAAAACUGUCAAUACCCGACAGAUGCUACGGUAGCGAUUCCAGCUGUGAGAAAAAGUGCAAAGCCGCACCACGCCAGAUCUCCUGCUUCGCCGGUGAAGGCUGCACAAUUGAACAACGCUUCCGUUGACAAAAAGCAAAUUAGUACUGUUGUGACACAACCGCUUGCUGCUUCCCAAACAAAGAAGAAAGAUGUCGGAGUAGACUCCUCCCGUAACUCAAAGAGUACCGAUCAUGCUCUAUUGCCCAAAAAAGUUGAAGUGGAAGCAAAUUUUAAUUUGGCACCCACAGAUAGCCCAAAUUCUGAAUCCUCUGAGUCUUGCGUGGAUGAUUCCAAAUCCAAGCUCAGGGUAGGAACUUCGGAACUGAAGAACUUGAAAGUCAAUGUAAAUUCUCCUCCAAUCAGUAGACCGGGUACAGCAUCGCAAGGUUCUACCGUGGAGGAAACGUCCUCCUGGAAAAGUAGUGGUGGGGAUGCUAGGGCGAAGAGCCGGAAAAAGCAAAGAGUUAUACCCAGCUCUGAAGAUGAGGAUAUAGAUAGUAUGGCAGACUAUGAGGAUAACAGCUCAGCAAAUCUCAGCUCCCAUGACGAUAGUGAUGACUAUAGUCGUCUGGAUGAUGAUAGUGAUGUAGAUAUUGAUGAUGAUGACGAUGAUGAUGAUGAUGAUGACGAUGAUGAUGAUGGCAAAGCGGCAAGAAAGAAAGGAAACGUAGACGCGAAGAGAAGGAAAAGCCGAAAGAGAUCCACCACCCCUCAGGAUAACUUUAGCAGAGCGCAGAAAAUUCUCAAAACUCUUGAGUUUGAGAAGAGAGACAUUGGUGACAUUUACGUUCCAACUACCAGGAGAAAAAGAAACGCUACGAAAGAGAACUACUAUAUUCCUAGCGACCAGGAAGACAAUGGUAAUGAUGUUGAAGGUAACGGGUAUGCCGCUGCUGAAGCAAGAAAUGAACAGCUAAUCCUUAGCGAGGACGAACAGGAGAGAAGAAUUCUCAGAGGUGAGAUUGGACUGGAUUACAUCAAAAGUAUGCGUAACGAAAGAGAAAAGUACAAUCAUUAUUCCAGCGAUAGUCUAAGCAGCAGUGAUGCAGAGUAG